AUGUCGAGUAAACUUGUCAGCUUUGUGGAGGGUCUAGGCCUACCAUUGUCCCGGUCUGAGGCAUUGCAGAGCAGACUUGUCAAGGACACCCAGCUCCUAGACUAUCUCUCUGACCAGGGGGUCUCCCAGAAUGUCAGAAACGAAUUGGCUUGCAAGUUGCUCCAAGAGGCACUUGGGGACGCAACUGUAGAAAUACCUCAAAACGGAGCCAAAGUCGAGGGUAGUUGGUGA
Aspergillus melleus is the source of this 231-nucleotide messenger RNA. RefSeq lists its product as uncharacterized. NCBI's taxonomy places the organism in Eukaryota, Fungi, Ascomycota, Eurotiomycetes, Eurotiales, Aspergillaceae. The record is from RefSeq and is a predicted model, not a curated record. The transcript has a single exon. Bases 1 to 231 code for a protein of 76 amino acids.